Molecule: messenger RNA, 1182 nt
Organism: Mangifera indica (mango)
Lineage: Eukaryota; Viridiplantae; Streptophyta; Magnoliopsida; Sapindales; Anacardiaceae
Product: glutathione S-transferase DHAR2-like
Exons: 6
Coding region: 368-1006 (212 amino acids)
Biological process (GO): protein glutathionylation; cellular oxidant detoxification; ascorbate glutathione cycle
Molecular function (GO): glutathione dehydrogenase (ascorbate) activity
Source: RefSeq, a predicted model, not a curated record
CAUGAACAUGGCGGAUUUUCAGUCUAAAUUCAAUCAUUAACUGACUUAUUUCCAACCAAUGCUAAAUUUUAUUACUUACCAAAUCAAUUUAAAACCUUAACGGUACAUUUGUAAAGGAAACUUCUAAACUUUUGCCUAAGAUUGAGACAAUAAAUUUUGAUGAAAAGGAAAAAGCUUUGCCUUAUAAUUCUGAGUUUUUAGUUUAGUUUAUCGGUUAAAAUCAAAUUAGCUCGUUUUAUUAAAAAAGCUUUGCCUGAUUUAAAUGUUUAGCAUUUUUUUUUUCAUAUAAAUAAGUUACUCACUUUGACUUGCAACUCGUCUUUAUUGUGAACGUUGAAGAAAAACACUCACCCUCUUACACUCAACAAUGGCUCUGGAAAUCUGUGUGAAAGCUGCUGCUGGUGCUCCUGAUCUUCUUGGAGACUGCCCAUUCUCCCAAAGGGUUCUGCUAACUUUGGAGGAGAAGAAAGUUCCUUACAAGGCACACUACAUCAACACCAGUGACAAACCGCAAUGGUUUUUGGACGUAAACCCAGAAGGGAAGGUGCCAGUGGUGAAGUUUGAUGACAAAUGGGUGCCUGACUCAGAUGUGAUUGUUGGAAUUCUUGAGAAAUACCCUGAGCCUCCUCUCGCUACCCCUCCUGAAUUUGCCUCUGUGGGAUCAAAGAUUUUCUCAACAUUCAUCCAGUUUCUGAAAAGCAAGGAUACAAAUGAUGGGACAGAGAGGGCUUUGCUUGAGGAAUUGAAUGCAUUGGAUGAGCAUCUCAAGAAACAUGGGGGUCCAUUCAUUGCUGGGGAGAAGAUCACUGCUGUUGAUUUGAGCUUGGCACCAAAGCUGUACCACCUUGAGGUAGCUCUAGGGCAUUUCAAGAAGUGGAGUGUCCCUGCGAGCUUGCCUCAUGUCCACAACUACAUUGAGGCACUUUUCGGUCGGGAAUCAUUUCAGAAAACCAAGGCUGCACCACAAUAUGUAGUUGCAGGAUGGGAGCCGAAGGUCAAUCCCUGAACUAGUCCUAAAUUGUAAGGUCGCUUAACUUUAGUAAUGAAAUGUGGGUGAGACUGAGGCUUUGCAUAGCCAAAAUGGACACUGGUCCCUUAUCCAAUAAAUGUAGUGUAAACCUAUCAUAGCUAUAGCUUUGUGUAUUUCCUGUUAGAUUAAUAAUGGAACCAUAGUUAUUAGUA